Molecule: messenger RNA, 1632 nt
Organism: Sinocyclocheilus rhinocerous
Lineage: Eukaryota; Metazoa; Chordata; Actinopteri; Cypriniformes; Cyprinidae
Gene: polg2
Product: polymerase (DNA directed), gamma 2, accessory subunit
Exons: 8
Coding region: 229-1569 (446 amino acids)
Biological process (GO): mitochondrial DNA replication
Cellular component (GO): cytoplasm; mitochondrion
Source: RefSeq, a predicted model, not a curated record
GCCUACCACAAAUCUCAAAAGACAGGUGGCGGUAGUGUACCAGGAAGCUAGAUGCCAACGGCCGUAGAAGAAUCAUUUGAACGCACUUAUUUAACAGGCAUAAAAGAUAUUACGGAGUUCACUGCGUGAAAACAAUACCGCUCAUCUCAUGCGACGUUUAAUUUGGAUAAUAUAUGAUGUUGCUUUCUUUUCAUUUAUAACUGCCAACUGCUAGCGAUUGAACCCUUUAUGAAAAUGUUCCUUAACUGCAUUAGAAGGCGUCUCCAGUUUUUAGGCGAAAAGCUGCCUCGGUAUCAGCGGAAUAUAUCUAGGUACAAUACUCGUGAUGACAGCUGUGACAAAACCAGCCUUCUAAUGCAACUUUGCGCUGACCGUUAUUACAUUUCUCCUGAAGCUUUCCACACUAGAACCUGUACAUAUGGGCCUUUAGGAACAGAACUGAAGAAAAACAUUAUUGAACAGUGGACUUCAGCAGUACGUUCAAGAGCAUAUGUGUUUGGGAUCACUACUUCAGUGCAAAGUAGAAUGUGUGAGGAAUCCGUCAGGAUUGUUAAUGUAGGGGCUCUUCAAGAAAUCAUCAACCAAGACAGUUUAAGUAAAAAAGAAGCAUCUCAAAAGAUUCAAACACUUAUGAAAGACAGUGUGUCUGUUCGGACGAGUCUCCUGCAGGGUGCUUUGCAGCAGUAUAUUCAGGCUUUGGAGCUUGUGAAUAGGACAUUGCCCUUUGGAUUGGCAGAGACAGGUCUGUGCCAUCAUUCUGAUAGUCAGCUUAGACAUUCAUCUGGUUGCUCAUUUGAGGUAACUGAGUCAUCUUUAGUCUGGUUCUGUUCCCCUCGGACUUCUUCACAGUGGAUGGACUACUGGGCUCAUCAAAGACUGCAGUGGUGGAGGAAGUUUGCUUUAGGUCCUUCUGACUUUGAUAUGUGCAAUGUGGUGGAUGAGGAACUGAAAGAAGGGACAUCUCAUGGUGUUAAAGUCCUCUAUAAGUUCCCCUGGGGCUCAGAGACCCUGGAGACACUGUGGAGCCUGGGGGACACGCUACUGCUGAAGACUCACCAAGGAACUUGUACGAAACUACAGUGCAGAGAUGGAAGAAAGUCUGUAGUUCCUCAUGUCAUCUCUGUCAGUGCAAAUGUGGAUAGAGGGAUGCUGGCUUACCUAUUUAACUCAUUUCAAUUGCUGAAGAAAACCGACAACAAACAAAAGCUUCAUCAGAGGAUGGUUUUGAAGCUGCAUCCCACUUUAACUCCAGUGAAAGUAGCCUUGGAUAUGGGACGAGGCUCCAGUUCUGAGCUUAGACAGAUUUGUGAGGGUUUGUUCCAAGAGUUUCUUGAAGCUGGAAUUUCCACAUGGCCUGGAUACUUGGACACAAUGUCAUUAUCUCUGGAGAAUUUACACACAAAGUAUGAUGAGAUGGGUGUCCUUUUCACAGUGAUGGUCAGUGAGAGCACACUAAAAAGUGGCCUUCUGCUGGUCCGUAACAGAGACACCACCAUCAGAGAGACUAUGCACAUCUCAGAAAUCAAAUGCUUUUUGCUCAAAUACAUAUCUGCCUCAGAUAAUUUCUGACUUUUAUCAUUUGAAUCUCAUGUCAUAUGCUAUUAGUGUAUGCCAUUUGUAAAAAAUAUAUAU